AUGGCGGUGCUAUUCGCAAAGCAAAUCCAGGACUCACUCCAAGCAGGGAUUCGGGGUGUGCCGCAGGGGGCCGGGAUGGGCAUGGGACACGCGUGUGCAUCUGGCAAGAACUUCUUUCUAUUCUGUCGCUGGGUCACCUUGACCCCGGGGCGAAUUCAGUUAGAGAUUAUUGUCAAGUCUAAAUCUGAGUUCUUCCUGAAUGGGAAUCCCUCUCCUCUCCUCACUCAGAUGCUCUGGGCCACGAAUCCACUGCCUGUUCUCCCACGGAGAGGGUUAAAUCCACCACACAGGGUGAAAUCUAUCUCCAUGACAACAUUCACACAACAGGAAAUUGAAUUUCUGCAGAAACAUGGAAAUGAAGUCUGUAAACAGAUUUGGCUAGGAUUAUUUGAUGAUAGAUCUUCAGCAAUUCCAGACUUCAGGGAUCCACAAAAAGUGAAAGAGUUCCUACAAGAAAAGUAUGAAAAGAAAAGAUGGUAUGUCCCUCCAGAACAAGCCAAGGUGGUGGCAUCAGUUCAUGCGUCUAUUUCAGGGUCGUCUGCCAGUAGCACGAGCAGCACGCCUGAGGUCAAACCCCUGAAGUCUCUUUUAGGAGACUCAGCACCAGCACUGCACUUAAACAAGGGCACACCUAGUCAGUCCCCUGUUGUAGGUCGCUCUCAAGGGCAGCAGCAGGAAAAGAAGCAGUUUGACCUUUUAAGUGAUCUUGGCUCAGACAUCUUUGCUGCUCCAGCGCCUCAGUCAACGGCCACAGCCAAUUUUGCUAACUUUGCACAUUUCAACAGUCAUGCCGCUCAGAACUCUGCAAAUGCAGAUUUUGCAAACUUUGGUGCAUUUGGACAGUCUAGUGGCUCGAGUGAUUUUGGAGGUUUCCCCACAGCAAGUCGCUCUCCUUUUCAGCCCCAAACUCCAGCAUUUAGAAUGCUUUCAUCUAGCUGCAGUUUUGGUGAAUUUACUUCAGCUUUUCCUCUCCAGGCUUCCAACAGUGGAAGUGCUGGAUCAGUAAAUGCUAAUUUUGCUCAUUUUGAUAACUUCCCCAAAUCCUCCAGUGCUGAUUUUGGAACCUUCAAUACUUCCCAGAGUCAUCAAACAGCAUCAGCUGUUAGUAAAGUUUCAACGAACAAAGCUGGUCUGCAGACUACAGACAAAUACGCAGCACUUGCUAAUUUAGACAAUAUCUUUAGUGCUGGGCAAGGUGGUGAUCAGGGGAGUGGUUUUGGGACCACAGGUAAACCUCCUGUUGGUUCUGUGGUUUCAGUUCCCAGUCAGUCAAGUGCAUCUUCAGACAAAUACGCAGCCCUGGCAGAACUUGACAGCGUUUUCAGCUCCGCAGCCACGUCCAGUAACGCGUAUACUUCCACAAGUAACGCUAGCAGCAAUGUUUUUGGAACAGUGCCCGUGGGUGCUUCUGCACAGACACAGCCUGCUUCUUCGAGUGUGCCUGCUCCAUUUGGAGCUACGCCUUCCACAAAUCCAUUUGUUGCUGCUGCUGGUCCUUCUGUGGCAUCUUCUACAAAUCCAUUUCAGACCAAUGCCAGAGGAGCAACAGGCCUUUCUGGAGCAAUGCAUUCUCAAGUGUUCCCUCACGCUCAUUUUGCUGCGACCUUUGGCACCGCGUCCAUGAGCAUGCCUGCGGGGUUUGGGACUCCUGCGCCCUACAGUCUUCCCACCAGCUUUAGUGGCAGCUUCCAGCAGCCUGCCUUCCCGGCCCAAGCAGCUUUCCCUCAGCAGACAGCGUUUUCUCAACAGCCCAAUGGUGCAGGUUUUGCAGCAUUUGGACAAAGCAAGCCAGUGGUAACCCCUUUUGGUCAAGUUGCAGCUGCUGGAGUAUCUAGUAAUCCUUUUAUGACUGGUGCACCAACAGGACAGUUUCCAACGGGAAGCUCAUCAACCAAUCCUUUCUUAUAGCCUUAUAUAGACACUUUACUGGAACGAACUUUUACGUGGUCACAUUACAUCUCUCCGCCUCUUGCACUGUUGUCUUGUUUC
This is a messenger RNA of Puma concolor (puma), 1989 nucleotides long. Lineage: Eukaryota; Metazoa; Chordata; Mammalia; Carnivora; Felidae. The record is from RefSeq and is a predicted model, not a curated record.